AUGUGUUGUAACUACGGGAACUCCUGUGGCUAUGGCUGCAGAUGCAGCUAUGGCUGUGGCUAUGGGUCAGGUUAUGGCUGUGGCUAUGGCUCACGUUGUGGCUGUGGCUAUGGCUCAGUCUGUGGCUGUGGCUAUGGCUCCCGUUGUGGCUAUGGCUAUGGCUCAGGCUGUGGCUGUGGCUAUGGCUCAGGCUGUGGCUGUGGCUAUGGCUCUCGUUGUGGCUGUGGUUAUGGCUCAGGAUGUGGCUGUGGCUAUGGCUGUGGCUCUGGAUGGGGCUGUGGAAAAGGCUCCUGCUGUGGCUUUGGAUAUGGCUCUGGCUCUGGCUGCUAUGGCUACCGGCCAUUUUGCUACAGAAGAUGUUAUUCUUCUUGCUGCUAG
Messenger RNA from Mustela lutreola (European mink), 378 nucleotides. Its product is annotated as keratin-associated protein 21-1-like. NCBI's taxonomy places the organism in Eukaryota, Metazoa, Chordata, Mammalia, Carnivora, Mustelidae. Bases 1 to 378 code for a protein of 125 amino acids. The transcript has a single exon. The record is from RefSeq and is a predicted model, not a curated record.